Dermacentor silvarum is the source of this 5374-nucleotide messenger RNA. RefSeq names its product acetyl-coenzyme A synthetase (gene AcCoAS). Gene Ontology annotation, molecular function: AMP binding; acetyl-CoA synthetase activity. The transcript has 15 exons. The coding region runs from base 103 to 2178 and encodes 691 amino acids. The record is from RefSeq and is a predicted model, not a curated record. Lineage: Eukaryota; Metazoa; Arthropoda; Arachnida; Ixodida; Ixodidae.
GCGUGAAGAAAACUACACCGCAUCGCGGGGAGUCGCGGUUUCGCUGAACUGGUGGAGUAGUGUGUGUCGUGCGUCGUUGACGCAGUACCUACGGUCAUCGCGAUGACGAACGAGACGCCCUCGACGACGGCAACGUCCUCGCCGCCGACGGCCAACGGCACGGCAACCGCGGAGCUGUACCCUCCACCGGCGCGGGUGCGGGACAAAGCGUACGUCCGAAGCAUGGCCGAGUACGAAGAGAUGUACCAGAGGUCUCUGCGGGACCCGGAAGGUUUCUGGAAAGCCAUAGCGCAGGACUUCUACUGGAAGCACCCGCCGAAAUCCGGCAAGUUCGUCGACUUCAACAUCGACGUGCGCAAGGGCCCCGUGCACAUCCGCUGGAUGGAAGGCGCCAAGACCAACAUCUCCUACAACUUGCUCGACCGAAAUGUCGAGCGAGGGCUGGGCGCCACCGUCGCAUAUUACUGGGAAGGCAACGACCCGGAAGACUGCAGUGCCGUCACCUACCAGCAGCUGCUGGAUGAUGUAUGUCGGUUCGCCAAUGUGCUCAAGAGCCGAGGCCUCAAGAAAGAAGACACAGUUGCCCUGUACAUGCCCAUGAUCCCGGAGUUGGUUGUUGCCAUGCUGGCAUGUGCCCGAAUUGGAGUCAUUCAUUCUGUUGUGUUUGCAGGCUUCUCAUCAGACUCCCUGGGCGAGAGGCUCAAGGAUGCCAAGUGCAAGGUUGUCAUCACAGCUGAUGGUGUCUGGCGUGGGCCAAAGCUCAUUAACCUCAAGGAGAUAGUGGAUCAUGCUGUCAGCAAGGCCAAGGAACAAGGCCACGAAGUGAAGCAGACCAUUGUGGUGCGGCAUCUGACGUCUCAGGAAGUGCGACGCAAGGACACUGGCAAGCGGCCCUUCUCAGGGCUGCAGGUGGCCUGGAAUGCGGAGCAGGAUUCCUGGUGGCACGAGCUCAUGACAAACCAGCCCACAACCUGCACCCCUGAGUGGCUCGACGCAGAGGCUCCUUUGUUUUUGCUGUACACAAGUGGAUCCACGGGAAAACCUAAGGGCAUACUGCAUACAGUGGCCGGGUACAUGCUGUUCACCGCCACCACCUUCAAGUACGUCUUUGACUACCACCCAGGCGAUGUCUACUUCUGCACGGCCGACAUCGGCUGGAUCACAGGCCACUCGUACGUUGUGUACGGAGUCCUUGCCAAUGGUGCCACCAGCAUCAUGUUUGAGGGGGUGCCAUUCUUCCCGGAUGCAAGCCGCUACUGGUCCAUAGUGGAAAAGUACAAGGUGACCCAAUUCUACACAGCACCCACGGCUAUUCGGGCCCUCAUGAAGUAUGGCGACUCCUUCGUUCGCAAACAUGACCGGAAAUCGCUGCGCAUUCUGGGAACUGUUGGUGAACCCAUCAACCCAGAGGCCUGGCUUUGGUACCACAAAGUGGUCGGCAAUGCAUCAUGCGCUAUUGUGGACACCUUCUGGCAGACAGAGACGGGAGGUCAUGUGUUGACACCCUUACCGGGAGCCACACCAACCAAGCCGGGUUCUGCGACAUUUCCGUUCUUUGGAGUGGAGCCUGCUAUUGUUGAUGAGCAGGGCAAGGAGCUGGAAGGAGAGGCCGAAGGCUAUCUGGUGUUCAAGAGGCCCUGGCCCUCCAUGAUGCGAACGGUCUACAAUAACCAUGUUCGAUUUGAGACCACAUAUUUCAAGAAGUUUCCUGGUUACUACUGCACUGGUGAUGGGGCACGCCGAGACAAGGACGGCUACUUCUGGGUCACUGGACGCAUGGACGACAUGCUGAACGUUUCGGGCCACCUGCUCUCCACGGCCGAAGUGGAGUCGGCGCUCAUCGAACAUCCGGCAGUGGCAGAAUCUGCAGUGGUUGCACACCCGCACACUGUAAAGGGCGAGUGCCUCUACUGCUUCAUCGUACUUAAGGAUGGCUGCGAAUACAAUGAUCAGCUGCUGAAUGAUCUCAAGGAGAAAGUUCGGACCAAGAUUGGUCCCUUCGCCACGCCUGAGUACAUCCACCACGCACAGGCACUGCCCAAGACUCGGUCAGGGAAGAUCAUGCGUCGCGUGCUGCGUCAAGUUGCCCGGAAUAACCGCAAUUUUGGAGAUCUCAGCACCUUGGCAGAUGAAAGCGUCGUCGAAGCCCUCUUCAAGACAAGGCCACCCGUGGCCUAGACCCUGGCUUACGUUGUAGCAAGAGCAUGCAGUGAUCCAGAAUGCAAGCUAAUGGUCACACCGGAAGCCCAUUCCCCUUUGUGCCACGGCUGACGAUGCCACUGGUCAACGACACUUUCACUUGAUCCUAACUAGAAAGCAACACUGCAAGGCUUUGGUUUAGCAGCUGAUACCUGUUAAAAUGGAGAACAGCUCACACUGCUAAUGCAAAUACAUUAUGCACUGCGAGUUGCUGUGCAUGGAGUACUGCUUGAAGGUGUACAGGUGACCACACGGCACCUGCCAUCGUGGAAAAGCUACUCAUGGAAAAGUCGGGUUGCUGUUGAUGCUAGUAGUUCUCCUAAGUGGCACAGCAGAUGCUGGCUACCAUUGUGUACGGUGUCCAAAUUGUCUUAGACUAACAUACUGCAAACACCGCUUCAAUGCACAGUGAAAACAUGUGCAGUGCAGGGUCACAUCUUUCAACAUAUGGCUCAACUUUUCCUAGUGAUGCCAGUCAUAGCCAAGGAGUCUUGUUAUACAGGCAAAGUAAUUGGGCUGACUCACCACACUGCGCUCCAGAGAUUAGCUUGCAUUCUGGGCCACUUGAAAGCUGGUGCAUGGAAUGUGGUGCAGAAUCCGAUGAAGGGGACAUUUUUCCAGACAUGUGCUCAGUGCAUGUAUCUAUAGCUGAGAAUCUACUUAAGCUUACAGCUGCUGUUGUUUAGUGAUAUAACUUUACUUGUUACAUUGGCAGGAGGUCAUGCACCUUUAUCACUGUUUUAUUCUCAGGCACAUUGUUUUUUGGUGUUGUUCUUUUUUUUUUUUUUUUUUUUUUAUUCUUAGGACUGGCAUGACCUCAAGCAGGUGAUCUCUCGCCCACAUCAGGGUUGUGGUUUAGUGAAGAACUUUGAAGUUUUAAGACUGUUGUUGCUUCUCCAGAGUUUACUGUUGCCCGGUGCAAUAUUUGUGAAAGACAAAACAAACUCUUUCAAGUUGUAUGUGAUCGUACACACUAGUCGUUGAAACAGUGGCAUGUGAAGAUCCUUUGUGACCAGAUUCCUAGUCCCGUGUCUUACCUGGAAAAGCUGCGUUCAUGUUGUCACCAUGCUCCCAAGCAUUGCUUGGCCAAAUGGCCUGCAACACUUUCAUUUUCUCUCAUUCUGAAACUCGUACGUGACAGCGCAGAAUGGUAGUCUGUCAACAAUUUCAACUGGCAUCGGUCACUGACUGGAUUGUGGACCAGAAAAAACAAGCAUUUGUUAAGUUGUUUUUCAGCAGUCACACAGCCCCAUCAUUUUUUUUCUUCCUCACCAUGUGUCAACCCCAUUACACACACAAGGCCAAAAACUGCAUUGUGAUGGCACUUUGCACAGUGGUGGUGCUCUACAACGACAAUCAAAUGCUUUUGCCAUUCCAGGAACACAGACAUGCAACUACAACUGCGCAGAAUUAGUUAGAGAGAAGGUGCUCGUGGAAACUCUACCUCCAGCAGCCCCAAGCACAGAGGCAUGGAAAUAUCGCUGAAGCUUGUCUUCAGAAAUGAUCUUCAGGGUUUCAUGGGUGCAUUGGUCGAGAGAGCCAUUAUCGAGAAACUGCGCAGUAUCGUCGCCUCCUCUCCUUGUGGCCUAUCUGUGUUCCAUGGAGCCUUUUGCAUGCCUUAGCUGCGUCAGACAAUCAGUCUAGGCUGUUAAACUUUUCUUGUUCGCAGUGUUCAAGCUUGUUGCAUAGUUGUGUAGGUAGUAUCCAGCCACCCACCAGCACAGGUUGGUCUGGUAUGUACUGGAGUCGCCACGUUUUUGUGAGGGGUCAUGCUGUAACCAUAGCACAGCCCCGUACAGCAUGCUGCAAUUGCAGAUCCCUCCCAUGCAGCACUCUGUCAAAUUAACUCAAAUGUUCUGCAUGCGGCAUUCUUGCAACGCUUUUAACGCUAUGUCAGCCAGACACAUUCCAGUCAUUUGAGUGUAGUCCACAUUACGGAGACAGUUUUCAGCAAAAAUCUUGCAGCGAUUCUCUUAAACUGUGCUUUUUACUAUAGCUGAUGCAUAUACGUUGCCUCAUGCAUCUUUUCAUGAGGAGCUUGAAAUGGGUGCUGCCAUAUGCAAGACUGGACUGUGGCAGGCAAAUGCUGGCUGCUCUAGAAUAGGCCAGAAUAAGCUCAAGGCUCCCACAUGUCCCUGCUACAGUCCAGAAAGUCUCUGGUGCUGUGAGCCAGCAAAUGUUUACAGAUGACUGGCUUUAAAAAGGUAAACGUAUUGUGGUAUCUUUGGCUUGUCGUUUUCGAGCACUCUAGACCGAUCUUGCGGGCGGCAAUUUUAUUCGACUGGCCGAAAGAGAGAGAGCACCUUGCGUUCAGCUGGUUCUUUUCGAUCACUCUCCUCCCGUGUAGAGCGGUCUCAGGCACUCUGAGCCCUGUCGUCGGAGCAGUCAUUGAGGUUUUGCAAUCGUAUUCCGUCACGUGAUUAAAACACAGUGCUGUGGCAUUGUUGCUGCUGACGAUGCUCUAGCGAACACAGGCCACUCAGUGCAUGCUGGCGUCUCAACAAACAGUGCUCGUCCCAUCGGCACAUACACCGUUUUUUCUGGCAGUGUCGGCACCUUUGGCUAGGCUUCCACACAAAAUCGGAUUUUUCCUGUAGUCGUGUGGUUGCGCUUCUGCCAUUUCCUCCUCUGACAGUGAGUCACACAUUUAUGCACUUGUCCUCCGACUCCGAGUUCGAGGAGCACCAGAUCUGCCUGACUCUGAGCCAGAGGAUGGAUUCAACCAGCCGAAGACACCAUUAGGAGCCAUCCUGGAACUGAUAAUCGAAGCACUCCAUGCACACUUAAGUUUCAGGUUGUGCGUGAGGCUGUAAGGGAACCCACUUCUUUCUUCACUCCCGCAGCUUAGGCAAGUUUUGCUGGCAAUACUGUGCAAAGGUGCAUCUUUACACAUACAUGCAAAAUACACUAUUAUGGCCAUCUGUAGAUCAAGAUCUCUGGUCUUAAACUUCAUGGUCAGCACAUCAAUGUGCACACUGCACACGGCCAGUUGUAUUUGGUGCAUUGAUGCAUUACGAUGCAUUGUUUACAGCUUUCACUGCUUGCUGAGUGGACGCAAUUUGCUGUGGAGUGAUUAGCGGUGCAGUGAAUGUUGUUACCUUGCAGCUUGCUCGUUUGUUGUGCGUACAAUGCAUGGCCCUGUAGGCAAAAGUGCAAUAAAUGUUCCAUCAACCUA